This is a messenger RNA of Didymodactylos carnosus, 501 nucleotides long. The record is from the annotation of a GenBank genome assembly. Lineage: Eukaryota; Metazoa; Rotifera; Eurotatoria; Philodinida; Philodinidae.
AUGUGCUCUUCCGUCAAUCGCUAUCGGUAUGUACCUUAUCCUUCGUGUGCUUUGAGAUUAUUAUCACUGGAAAUUGAUGUUAUCAAUGAAUAUCAUCGUUCUAUAAUUUCGUCUGAUUCACAACAACAAUUAGAACCAUUAUCAAAACAAUUUUGUUCAUUAUUGAAUUCUAUUGGUUAUGUAGCUGAUGUAAUUGAGCAAUGGAGAAUCAAACCGUUUUUAUACGAUUUGAAUAAAGGUUGGCUUCGUGUAUGUAAUGAAUAUUUUCCACCAAACGAGAUACUUUUAUUUAUCAGAUGUCGAGAAUCUGCCAUAUUAUUGACAAUGCCUGUUGGAUCUGCUCUAUUAUUAAAGGAUACACUAGUGAAUCAAUCAUCGUCAACAAACAGUCGAAAAAUCGGCAAAAUCAACUCACCAUUAAAUGAACUUGGCAUUCAUCAUUUGAAUGAAAACGAAGUACAGCAUGUUUUAGAACGACGUACGGAUCUCGCUAACUUGUAA